Molecule: messenger RNA, 2858 nt
Organism: Quercus robur (English oak)
Lineage: Eukaryota; Viridiplantae; Streptophyta; Magnoliopsida; Fagales; Fagaceae
Product: receptor like protein kinase S.2
Exons: 1
Coding region: 113-2614 (833 amino acids)
Biological process (GO): protein phosphorylation
Cellular component (GO): plasma membrane
Molecular function (GO): ATP binding; protein kinase activity
Source: RefSeq, a predicted model, not a curated record
ACUAAAAGCACUACAUAAACAUAACGCGCAUAAAAGCAUUAUUCUUUGAAAACACACGCGCACCGCACCUCCUUCAAUUCAUGUUCUCCGCUUAGUAGUGCUACCCAUUACUAUGCAGCUCAACCACCUAUGCCUCAUUUUACCGGCCGACUUUGAUGAAAUCAAGCCGGUUGAUGAUGAACAAGUCCAUAAAAAACCCACAGAUGAGAAGGUCAAGAAACACCCCUACCGUCACUGCAGCAAUCAUAUUCUGGCUUUAAUCCGUGAGUUACUAGGCAGAGUUUAUGACUCAAAGUGGGUCAGUUCUUGUUACCAUCAUCAUGACUCAAAAAGAAAACACCAUUCUGGAGUGGUAGUGUUUCAUGACACGGCUGGUAUACAACUUUCUGACAAGGUUGGUGGAGACAAUCCAAGGAUCUUCAGCUUUGCUGAGCUUUAUAUAGGGUCUAAUGGUUUUAGUGAGGAUGAAGUGCUUGGCAGUGGAGGUUUUGGCAAAGUUUAUAGAGCAGUUUUACCUAGUGAUGGAACUGUGGUUGCUGUGAAAUGCUUGGCAGAGAGAGGGGAACGGUUUGAGAAGACCUUUGUGGCUGAAUUGGUGGCUGUUGCUCACCUCCGACACAGGAACCUUGUCCGGCUGAGAGGGUGGUGCGUUCAUGAAGACCAAUUGUUAUUGGUUUACGACUACAUGCCCAACCGGAGCCUUGACCGCAUACUUUUCAGGAGACCGGAAAACAUGGGGUCAGCUCCAACUCUCAGUUGGGAGCGUAGGAGUAAUAUUGUCAGUGGCUUGGCAGCUGCACUUUUCUAUCUUCACGAACAGUUAGAAACACAAAUCAUUCACCGCGAUGUGAAGACAAGCAACGUCAUGCUUGAUUCGCAUUAUAAUGCCCGGCUUGGUGAUUUUGGCUUGGCAAGGUGGUUAGAACAUGAACUCCAUUACCAAACCAGCAGAACAGAAAUUCAAAAUGAACAGUUUAGGCUGGCAGAGACAACCAGAAUUGGUGGCACAAUUGGAUACUUGCCCCCUGAGAGCUUCCAAAAACGAAGUGUUGCCACUGCAAAAUCCGAUGUUUUUAGCUUUGGAAUUGUUGUUUUAGAAGUGGUGUCGGGUAGGCGCGCAGUAGAUCUCACAUACCCAGAUGAUCAGAUAAUCUUGCUUGACUGGAUCCGAAGGCUAUCUGAUGAAGGAAAGCUUCUUCAAGCAGGGGAUAAUCGGCUACCAGAUGAUGGGUCUUACAGUCUUUCAGAUAUGGAGCGCUUAAUCCAUCUUGCGCUCCUAUGCACACUCCACAGCCCAGAAUCACGGCCAAGUAUGAAAUGGGUGGUGGAAACACUUUCAGGCAACAUGUCUGGCAAACUGCCUGCUCUGCCAUCAUUUCGGUCUCACCCUCUAUACAUCUCUUUAUCCUCCCCUACAAACUCUAGCAGCAGCAGCAAUGCUACUGCCACCACUGGGUCAAUGAUAGCCAGCUCUACCACAUCUGCCUCAUCCAACUAUGUGACAGCCACUGCAGAAACCAUAUAUGCAACUGCUGAAUAUGGGAACAGCAACAUCAACUCUUCAGAUAGCACUCGUCGCAGGCAAACUACUUUUCCCUUGGUAGAAACUCCGCGAGAAAUAUCCUUCAAGGAAAUCAUUUCCGCUACAAAAAAUUUCUCAGAAUCCCGAAGGGUAGCAGAGCUAGACUUCGGAACUGCAUACCAUGGCUUCCUUGAUGACAGUCACCAUGUCCUGGUGAAGCGGCUUGGCAUGAAGACAUGCCCUGCACUCAGAGCAAGAUUCUCAAACGAACUACAAAAUUUAGGAAGGCUCCGCCACCGAAACUUGGUUCAACUCCGUGGAUGGUGCACUGAGCAAGGGGAGAUGCUUGUUGUCUACGAUUACUCAGCAAAUCGCCUUCUAAGUCACCUGCUUUUUCCUCAUAUUAAUAGAAUUGACCGUUCUGUCCUGCGGUGGCACCACAGAUACAACAUAAUCAGAUCGCUUGCAUCCGCCGUUCUUUAUCUUCAUGAGGAAUGGGAUGAACAAGUUAUCCACAGAAACAUUACCACUUCUGCCGUUAUUCUUGAUCCAGACUUGAACCCAAGACUCAGUUGUUUUGCUCUUGCUGAAUUUUUAACAAGAAACGAACAUGGGCAUCAUGUAGUUACUAACACAAGCAGAUCAGUUCGUGGGAUAUUUGGUUAUAUGUCACCAGAGUAUAUAGAGUCUGGUGAAGCAACCUCCAUGGCUGAUGUAUAUAGCUUUGGCGUUGUGGUGCUUGAAAUGAUUAGUGGACAGAUGGCGGUUGACUUUCGGCGGCCAGAGGUUCUAUUGGUGAAGAGAGUUCAUGAAUUUGAGGCAAGGAGAAGACCAUUGGAGGAACUGGCUGACAUAAGGUUGAAUGGAGAGUACAAUCACAAAGAACUGAUGAGAAUGGUAAAGCUAGGAAUUGCAUGCACACGAUCCAACCGGCAACUAAGGCCAAGCAUGAGGCAGAUUGUAAGUAUACUUGAUGGGAAUGAUGAGUGCUUUGUGGAUGAAGGCAAAAAGGAGAUCGGGGAAGAAUGGAAAGAAAGAAAUGCAUAUUCUUUGUCAAUAAUUAGGAGGAUCCAAGCACUGGGAAUACAAUGAUACUCAACCGACUGACAUUAAAGAGGGGCAGAUAAAAUGCAAACUGGAUUCUGAAUUCUGAUAACUGAAAUAGUUUUAUUUCGUUUCUUUUCUUUAUUUUUUCCCCUUUCCACACCUUUCUUGUUAAGCUUUUUGUGUGCUGUUUAAGCUAGAUUUUUUUGUAUCAUAACAAAGAAACGUGUCUUCAUGUGUAUUUUUUGUACAAUAGUUAUAUCCAAAAUUUUGGCCUAUCCAUUUCCAAGAA